This is a messenger RNA of Sabethes cyaneus, 2941 nucleotides long. RefSeq names its product Y+L amino acid transporter 2 (gene gb). The record is from RefSeq and is a predicted model, not a curated record. The transcript has 6 exons. Bases 551 to 2095 code for a protein of 514 amino acids. Gene Ontology annotation, molecular function: L-amino acid transmembrane transporter activity. NCBI's taxonomy places the organism in Eukaryota, Metazoa, Arthropoda, Insecta, Diptera, Culicidae. Gene Ontology annotation, cellular component: membrane. Gene Ontology annotation, biological process: amino acid transmembrane transport.
GGAAGUGUGGUGAGCAAGAUUCAGCCGGUAGCGGUGGUCCUCGUGCUGAAAAACGUGUGUAGUUUUUGUCGCUCGCUUGUUCGCAAAAGCAGGAAACGGAGAGUGUAUGUGCUGAAAAAGAAGAAAGCAGAAUUUGGGAGUCAAAUUCUAGCCAGAACAAACGGUGUUUAUUGUAACUAAAGUUGGAUACUUGUGAGGAGUUAGUUUUUGAAAGGAACUCUAUUCUGUGGUGUUGGAAAACGUUGUGAGAGAUACGAAUUAUUAUUAGAGCCUCGUAAAGCUAGUUUGUGAAACGAUACGCUGGACAGCAGCAGCAGCAGCAGCCACAACAGCAAGUACCUAUAUCGUGCAGUAACGAGUGAGUGACUCACACGCUAGAGUAAGCUCAAUGCUCGACGGCAACACGAAACUGAGGCGGCUACCAACAACAGUGGCCCACUACUAGUAGUCUACUACUAGUCCUACAACUACAAUCCGAUCCGCUCCGAUCCAGUUAUCAUCAAACACCGUCGUCAGUUGAUAUCCAGCCAGCACGCACUCGGACUCGAUCAUGGUACUAAAGCAACGAACGACGGCACUGGAGCUGCACUCACCAACGGAGGAUGUCCUGGUUAGUCCGGGCAGCGAGAGUCUCCCGCCGAUGGAUGCGACGACGACGGCGGGGGCACCGCCGCCGGCGGCUACCGGACGUGUUCAGAUGAAGAAACAGCUCGGUCUGCUGGAGGGAGUUGCCAUCAUAUUGGGUAUCAUUUUCGGGUCGGGGAUUUUUAUUUCACCGAAAGGAGUCCUCCAGGAGGUCGGUUCCGUUGGGACGUCGCUGGUGAUUUGGGUUCUGUGUGGGCUGCUGUCGAUGAUUGGUGCGCUCUGCUACGCAGAGCUCGGCACGGCCAUCCCCAAAUCGGGUGGAGAUUAUGCCUACAUCUACGAGGCGUACGGUCCACUGCCGGCUUUUCUGUAUCUGUGGGAUGCGACGGUGAUUUUUGUACCAAGCACCAACGCCAUUAUGGCUCUGACCUUCGCCAGUUACGUGUUUCAGCCGCUGUUUGCGGCCGGCUGUUCGGUGCCCACCAUCGGGUUGCAGCUGUUUGCGGCGGUAACGAUCUGUGCGCUGACCUACAUCAAUGCGUACGACGUUCGGAUCACCACCAAGAUGCAGAACAUUUUCAUGUUCACCAAAAUCGGCGCCCUGGUGCUGGUUAUCAUCGUCGGUGUCGUUUGCAUGGCCCUCGGUGGAACCGAGAACUUUGAAAACUCGUUCGAAAACACAGAAACUGACCCGGGCAAGCUGGCCGUAGCAUUCUACUCGGGUAUUUUCUCCUACGCUGGAUGGAAUUAUCUCAACUUUAUGACCGAAGAACUGCAAGAUCCGUAUAAGAACCUCCCAAGAGCAAUCUACAUCUCGCUCCCGUUGGUAACUUGCAUCUACGUUCUGGCAAACAUGGCCUACGUGGCAGUUUUGACACCCCAGCAGAUUCUCGCUUCGGACGCAAUCGCUGUGACGUUUGCUCAAAAAGCCAUGGGCUGGGGAGCCUUCGUUAUGCCAAUUCUGGUAGCCAUCGCCGCCUUCGGCGGCCUUUCCGUGCACAUUAUGACCUCAUCACGAAUGUGCUUCGUUGGCGCCCGCAACGGACACAUGCCGGAAAUCCUCUCACACAUCAACGUGAACCGAUUCACGCCAAUGCCUUCUCUGGUUUUCCUGUGCAUCCUCUCGCUCCUCUACCUAUUCAUCAGCGACGUGUACGUGCUGAUCACCUACAGCAGCAUCGUCGAGUCGUUCUUCAUCAUGCUGUCGGUCAGUGCGGUGCUGUACUUCCGCUACACCCGGCCGGACAUCAACCGGCCGAUCAAGGUCCAGCUGUGGGUACCGACGCUGUUCGUCAUAAUCUGUGCCUUCCUGAUCAUCGUCCCGUGCUACGUAGCACCGUACGAAGUCGGUAUGGGCCUAGCCCUAACCCUCGCGGGCAUUCCCGUCUACUACAUCGGUGUGGUGUGGAAAAACAAACCAACUUCGUUCCAGAAUGCCCUCCGCACGGUCACCCAGUUCUGCCAGAAGAUGCUGCUGACCGCCAAGGAGGAAGCCGAAGGUGACGAAUAAUCCGCUCCGCGGAUAAAGCAAAAGCAAAACCAACAAUCCGGCGUCCAACGCCGUGUGAACGCAAGACUGUACAUAGGAACAGCAAAGCAUGCAAGUGGCUUUUAUCUCCCCCCUAGCAAGUGAUAUUACUUGAUUUGUUCCCCUUUAAUUUCUAGUUUAUCGGUUUUACCCUCGAAUGUGAGUUCUCGAACAAAAGUUUUAGAAACUAACGACGAUCAUUUGUGCAUAUUUAUACCAUUUUUAGUUUGUUUGUUUGUUUUGUUUUUUUGUUUUAAACGAUACCAAAAGAUCUAAGUGCCAAAUUGCUACCGAAGAUUUGUGUUUUCCUCUACUGUUUCUGUCGAUUUCCUCCUCUGCAAAAAGAUGCUCCACCAAAGCAGAGUACUUAAAGCAAUUAAACUAUCAUAUUAUCAAAUACCGAGGACAUUUUCUCCCCCCCCCUCUUUAGGACGUAGUACAACAGUACUCAUUUUACUCAUUUUCAAUUGGUUGGUUAUAUUUCUUCAUAAGAAAUAUGUUCUCCAAACUUUGAUUAGCAUAUCGUUAAACUCCUGAAUAAUCUGAGCCUCCUCUAAGUUAGGUGACAUUGUACAUACAUUUUUACUGAAUUGUUUCCGUCACAGUUUUUUGUGUGUUUUUAAUUUAAAUCCGUUUCAUUUUUCUUUCGUUUUUAAUUUCUGUUUGCCAAUCAUCACCCCACAGCUAUCAAGCUGGGAAAGCAGUUUGUUUCAUUUUGAAAUAGCACACAAACUAGAAUCUUACUGGAAUGAUGAAUCACAAUAGAUAUAGAUAUAAAUAUAAUUAAUACAAUAAGACUACGUAAGCAGAAAUAAGACAGAUCAAUAA